UGUUCGAAGGUGAUGGAUGUAUGUGAAAUAUUAUCGCACGCGAAAAUUAACUUACUUGGCAACUUGAUAAGUGUGACGUCGGAGACACCAUAAUAAAACAAACUCGAUGUAAUAAUCAGAAAAUGAAUAAAUUCGCCGGUUUGCGAAAAUUUCACCAUUUGUAUCAUGAUCCGUUUGACGCUUCGUUGAAAAUCAUAUUACUGAUAGAAAAUGUUACAUAAACCUGUUGUGAAGCAAAUUUCAGGCGAAGAAAAGUCAUGGACACAAAUCUACAGUAUUAUCAUAGUAUGCCUGAACAGUUUAGUUGGUGGUGCACUUUUUGCAUGGCCCUCGCCAUCCGUACCAAUCCUCCUGGAUGAGACUCAGAACCCUUACAAAAUGACAAUGACUGAACUUUCUUAUCUGGCCGUCAUCCCUCCGAUUGCCACAGUCGUUGCAAGUCCCUUCGUAGGGGGUAUCAUCGAUAUUGUGGGCCGUAAGAAAGCCAUCCUCUCAGUAACUAUACCUUAUGUCAUCAGCUUGAUCUGCUGUAUCAUCGGAGGUCCACUGUAUGUCUACUACAUAGCGCGGAUAGCUGAUGGCAUUGGUGAUGCCUGUCUAUUCUCAGCUCUUCCAUGCUAUGUCGCAGAAAUAGCCACACCAAAAGUGCGUGGACGUUGGGGUAACUCAAUGGCACUCUCCAUGUAUCUGGGCCAGUUUAUGAUUAACUCCAUUGGGUCAUUCUUCAGUAUCAGCAACGCUGCUUGUAUUCUCAUGUUAUUACCAGUAUUAUUCAUGUUGAAUUUUCCUGUGCUACCAGAGUCACCUUAUUGGUUAUUAAUGAGGGAACGUACAGAUGAAGCUAGAAAAUCACUUCAAUGGUUACGAGGUAAAGAAAACGUUGAAGAUGAACUCACCCAGUUGACAGCAGAUGUCAAACGUCAACAAUCAGAAACAGGAAGGUAUAUUGACCUCAUAAAAAUCCCAAGCAAUCGAAAAUCAGCUUGUAUUGUGGCUGCGGUGAGGUGGAUACAGAAUUUCUGUGGUGCUGCUGCAAUUGCAGUUUACAUCCAGACAAUCUUCAGGAGAUCAGGGAGUAAUCUUCAAGCUGGUACCUGUUCUAUGAUAUACAACGCGUCAUGUUUUACAUGUUCAUUGAUUGCAUCAUCAGUUUUGGAUAAAUUAGGAAGAAGACUAGCCACUAUUCUAUCUUGUGCUGCUUGUAGCUUGGUUCUAUUUUCGCAGGGAGCUGUGUUUUAUAUCAAUGAUGAAACUGAUUUGGAUUUACCAGGGUUUUCGGUGUUACCGCUGGUAUUGAUGGUGUGUUACAUUAUUUCAUUCUCCAUUGGACUGGGGAUUGUACCAACGUUGCUUUUAAGUGAAAUGUUUUCAUCGAGUGUUAAGAGUAAGGCGUUUGUUGUGAUGAACAUCAAUAUGGGGUUGUCUGUUGCCAUAACUGCUCAGGUGUUUGCCCUUUUACUGGAAUAUGUUGGACUUUAUGCCAUAUUUUGGUUUUAUGGUUUAUCUACAUUGAUUUCUGCUUUUAUUUGUUACUUUAUCAUUCCGGAGACUAAGGGAAAAACGUUGGAAGAAAUCCAGCAACAAUUUAAGAAAUAAUUUUGGUGUUUUUAUUAUGUUAUAUUUAUGUUGUGAUAUUUUUAGUUUUAAAUACAUUUUUGUUUUAUUAUUUUAAAUUUAAA
Messenger RNA from Dalotia coriaria, 1679 nucleotides. Its product is annotated as facilitated trehalose transporter Tret1-like. NCBI's taxonomy places the organism in Eukaryota, Metazoa, Arthropoda, Insecta, Coleoptera, Staphylinidae. The transcript has 2 exons. Gene Ontology annotation, cellular component: membrane. Gene Ontology annotation, biological process: transmembrane transport. Gene Ontology annotation, molecular function: transmembrane transporter activity. The coding region runs from base 211 to 1596 and encodes 461 amino acids. The record is from RefSeq and is a predicted model, not a curated record.